Messenger RNA from Striga asiatica, 1173 nucleotides. NCBI's taxonomy places the organism in Eukaryota, Viridiplantae, Streptophyta, Magnoliopsida, Lamiales, Orobanchaceae. The record is from the annotation of a GenBank genome assembly.
CGAACACAAACACAUUCCAACCUAAACAAACACAAGCUCCAAAUGCCGGGUAAUGUGUAACUGUAAGGUCCCAAAUUUGCCCAUUUAUCUGUUUAUCCCUCAGGAAUUGAUUAACAAGAGAGAAAAAAAUGAUGAAGCAGAUGCUAGGCUGCUGCAAGAUUUACAUCUCCGAAAGCCGGAACAAAGCCGCGCUGGACUCCAUCGAGCGAGCCGCCAAGCUUUUCUCCGACGCCCCAAUCGUCAACAAGUUCGAGGACGCCAUCUACAACCGGGUCGGGUACACGCUGGUCUCGGAUCCAGCUCCGCUGAAGGGCGCGGCUUUCGAGAUGGUGCGAGCCGCUUUGGAGGCCAUCGACCUCGAGAGGCACUGCGGGUCCCACCCGCGGCUCGGCGUGGUCGACCAUGUGUGCUUCUUCCCGUUGGGCGGGGGCUCGUUGGAGAGAGUCGCCGGCGCGGCGAAAUCGCUGGGUGCUGAUGUGGGCUCUCGGCUCCAUGUGGCUACGUUCCUGUACGGAGCCGCACACCGUGAAGCACGGUCACUCGACUCCAUCAGAAGGGAGCUGGGCUACUUCAAGCCCAAUGCAGAUGGAAACCAAUGGACUGGUGGGCCACACUCAGAAGCACUGCAACUCAGCCCGGAUGAGGGCCCGUCUCGUGCUAUCCCAAAAAAGGGCGUUAUCGUAAUUGGAGCCACUCGUUGGGUCGACAAUUACAAUGUUCCGAUUUUCACGACCGACAUGGCCAAAGUUCGAAAGAUUGCAAGAAGGGUCAGAAAACCCUCCGUGCAAUCAAUGGCGCUUGCUCAUGGUAAAGGUAUAAUUGAGAUUGCUUGUAAUUUAUUGGAUACGAGUGACGUUGAUGGUGAUUUUGUUCAGAAAGAAGUCGAGAGGCUUGCCGGGGAAGAAGGUUUGGUUGUUGGGGAGGGUUAUUAUACUGAUCUUUCGCAGGAGAAACUUGUCGAGAAGUAUUUAAACCUUGUUAAUCGUUCGUUCGACUAGCAAUUGAAGUCAUUGGAAUGUAUUUUUUUUUUUCUUUUUCAAGAAAAAAGUAAAGAAAAGCUGAAAUAGUUGAUUUAUUGAACUUGUGAUUGCAUUUUGUUGAUUUGUGUGCAAUUCUCUGCAAAUUAUGUAUAUUGAAGUUAUCGUUUUCGAUUGGAUUUUGUUCAUAUUCGUG